Corticium candelabrum is the source of this 1255-nucleotide messenger RNA. RefSeq lists its product as uncharacterized. The coding region runs from base 409 to 1011 and encodes 200 amino acids. Gene Ontology annotation, molecular function: nucleic acid binding. Lineage: Eukaryota; Metazoa; Porifera; Homoscleromorpha; Homosclerophorida; Plakinidae. The record is from RefSeq and is a predicted model, not a curated record. The transcript has a single exon.
GUCAGGCCACGCGAGAUAAAGCACCGGAUGUGCCCUUGCUAUCUUGGCAGUGGCCUGAAAGACCGUGGCAACGAGUGCAUGUAGAUUUGCGGAGAAAGAAGGGAAGCAUUUUUUGAUAGUCACUCGAAAUGGUUGGAAGUGAUGCCGACAGGAAGUACUACAGCGGCAAAGACCAUUGAGGGACUGAGAGAGAAGUUUGCAGCAUUUGGAAUUCCACAUGAAUUAGUAAGUGACAAUGGCCCACAAUUCACGGCUGGGGAAUUUGAGGACUUUUGCAGCGUCAAUGGGAUCAGGCAUACCUUAGUGGCACCUACCAUCCAGCCAGCAAUGGGGCAGCAGAGCGAGCAGUGAGGAUCCUGAAAGAUGCACUUUUGAGAGACGUACUCCAGAAGUAACAAGGGGGCAGAGAUGUCCUUGAAACACAGAUUGGCUAACUUUUUAAUUAUGUAUCGGAGCACACCACAUAGUGUAACAGGAAGAACUCCAGCAGAAUUGCUGUUUGGCAGACCGAUUCGCACCAAAUUCAGUCUGCUCAGGCCAAAUUUGAGGAAGACUGUGGAGGAGAGGCAGAGACAACAAAGGAAGGGUCAUGAUUCUCCACGGAUGAAAGAGCAAAGCUUUGAGCAAGGAAAAAAAGUUGCUAUAUGGAACAAGCAGAGAGGUCCGGAGAAAUGGAUGCAGGGAACCGUAAUUGAAGCAAAGGGACCGAGGAACUACACCAUCCUAACACCAGACCGGAACAGAAUUGUGCAUGCUGAUGAUAUAGUGACAGCCGGCGGUUCAGAUUCAGUAUCAACGAGUAUUAGUACUCCUAACAAGGGAGCAGCAGAGAAGGUGAUUAUAGGGACUAUUUCAACAGAUGAAAGAAAAGAUACUGUACCGAAUGAAACAACUACCAGCACAAAGCAUGAGGAUACCAAGACAACAAAGAGAACAGAAGAGACUGCAACCAUGGUCGAGAGACGUUAUCCAAGAAGAGACAGAAAGCCGUUAGUAAAAUUAGAUUUAUGAAUAACUAAACAGGGCACUAGCUAAUGGAAAAGAGAGGAGUGUAGUAGAGUGCACGCAUGCGCAGUCUGGGUAGUAUAGUCUGAAUGCGUUCUUAGCUGUCAGUCUACGAGUUGCACUCUAUAGUAAUAUCGUACGUCUGGUGUACGUGAUAUACCCGUAGGGAAUAUAUUACAACGACAGCUUCACUUUCGACCGCUAGAGAUUCGGCGUGCCCGAUCCAAAUUCGGACUCACCCUUCUUUUUA